Dimorphilus gyrociliatus is the source of this 1108-nucleotide messenger RNA. The record is from the annotation of a GenBank genome assembly. Lineage: Eukaryota; Metazoa; Annelida; Polychaeta; Dinophilidae.
GCCAUUCUUUGAUUUGCCUUUGAGAUCUCGGGAUCGUUCCAGAUUCUACCUUUAAAUUCUCAUUUCCUAACUACUGAUUUAAGAUAUAAUGGGUUGUGGAGCUAGUAAACGCCAAGUUCAACCGGUUGAUGAUAAUAAAAAGCCACCCACCGAUUCUAAAAAACUGUUGAAAAAGAGAAAGAGUAAAAGGAUUGAUGUUCAAGUUGCACCCAAUAGGGAUAGCGAGGGAGAAGAUGCUGGAAUAGAAUUACCAUCUAUUAAGUCUGAUAGAGCAAACUCAGGUGUAUCUCGUUACGGAUCAAGUAAAUCUCGAACGUCUUCUGUUUUGAGAAGUAGUAAAUUGUUUGGAUCAAGAGACUCUUUAGGAUUAGAUUCAAGAAAUGGAUCUGCUACAUCAAAAGUAUCGAAGCAUAGCUGUGAUUCCGGUUUUGAUGAUCCUGAAUAUGCAAAAGUGAUUACAGAGGAAUCAAAUGAAAAUGAAGUAAAUAGAGUUGAAAAUGAUUUUAAGACUCCUAGAGAUAUGUCAGAUUUCUCUCUUAGCGGGGUAUCAUACGCUAGGAUUUCAAGUGCUACAAAGAAAAUCAGGAAAGAAGAACGGGAUAUCCUCGCUAACCUUCAGAAUGAAGGUCUUAUUCAAAGACCGGUAUCAAGAGCUGCCGGUGGAUUUUCAUUUGAAAUUGUGUCAGAUGAGCAAGCUAUGGGAUUAAAUGUAAGAAAACCACCCGCAAGGCUAAUGAAAUUAGAAAAGAGAAAAAAGAAAAAGAGAGAAUUGACUGAGGAUGAUAUCAAAGCUAAAUUGGAAAAAGCUGAACUUCGCCGAAAGAAAAACGAACAGGAAAGAGUAGAAAAAGCUCAGAAAAGUUCCAUACAGGAUGCCUUGGAUAAAUUCGCGGAUAUGCAAAAGUCGAAAGAAAAUGAAUUUUUAUGUAAGGAAGAAAUAGCUAAUGAAAAGAAAAACGAACGUUUGAAAGAGAUGCGCGAACGUCUGCGCGCAAAGGAAAGACACGCUGAAGAAGUUAGACAAAGGAAAAAACUUAAUAAACUACGAGCAUCUCAAGAGAAUUUCGAAAGUUCUGAAAUAUCGAAUGAAAAUGAAAAUCUUUUAUAA